Molecule: messenger RNA, 525 nt
Organism: Macadamia integrifolia
Lineage: Eukaryota; Viridiplantae; Streptophyta; Magnoliopsida; Proteales; Proteaceae
Product: plant intracellular Ras-group-related LRR protein 5-like
Exons: 2
Coding region: 1-525 (174 amino acids)
Molecular function (GO): protein binding
Source: RefSeq, a predicted model, not a curated record
AUGGCUCUUCCAUCAAGCUUUGGUGGCCUCAAGGCAUUGACAAAGCUUGACAUCCACGCAAAUCAAUUGAUAAACCUUCCUGAAUCAUUUGGGGAACAUGUCAACCUGACUGCGAUAGACUUAUAUGGAAACAGGUUAAGAUCUCUACCAGCUUCUAUUGGGAACCUGAAAAAUCUUAUUGUUCUGGAUUUGAGUUCAAACAACUUAACUGUACUGCCACAAACACUGGGAAAUCUAACUCGCUUGAAAAGAUUGAAUGUGGAAACGAAUGAGCUUGAAGAACUCCCUUAUACAAUUGGGUCUUGUUCAUCACUUGUGGAGCUGAGAUUGGAUUUCAAUAAGCUAAAAGCAUUUCCAGAAGCAAUUGGGAAACUUGAAUGCUUGGAUAUCCUUACAUUGCACUAUAAUAGAAUCAUAAGAUGUGGGAGUGAGGUGCCAUCAGAAGAGGUAGUGGGAACAAGAGAGAAUGACUCAAAACCCUCAAUUGCAAGCUACUUUAGAACAUCUGUUUUUGAAAGGAUUUGA